UGCUCAAAAUCCUUUACAGACAAGGACAACCUCUUUGUCCCAUCGGAUAUCCACUUCGAGAUUGUAUAUCUCCGUCCGGACAAGCCAGCUGUGGUGCCAUGUCGUGUGACCACUCCGCAGGCCAAAGUGUCGUUACACAGAGAAGUACCGCCUGAGGAGAUCCAGGCCAAUGAAACCUUGGUCAACUAUGAUCCCGCCAAGGGUUUUGUCCUACAGACACCCGGCCUCGAGUAUCAGGGAGUUUUCUACUGCAAGGCCGUGACCAAAGGAACACCGCAGAUCUCCACAAAAUAUCAGUUGCUCUAUGUAGAAGUCCCCAGUAGUCCACCUUUUGUGAGCCUGCAGGCUUCUUCUGAGCUGGUCAGUGGAGGCGACAACGUCAACGUGACUUGCAGCGUGAUAGGGGAGCCGGACAUCGACGUAAGCUUCACCUGGUCUUAUCCUGGAGAGGUGAGAGGAACACCUUGUUUGAAACAACAAAUGUAACAGCCAGUUGACUUU
This is a messenger RNA of Hippocampus comes (tiger tail seahorse), 501 nucleotides long. Its product is annotated as platelet-derived growth factor receptor-like protein. The record is from RefSeq and is a predicted model, not a curated record. The annotation marks the transcript as partial. The transcript has 2 exons. Lineage: Eukaryota; Metazoa; Chordata; Actinopteri; Syngnathiformes; Syngnathidae.